UCCAUCUAUUUGUCUCUCUGUAUGACGUGACUGCAUCUCCAUGGCGCCAGCAGAGGGGCGCGAGGCUCUUGAGCAGUGGCUACCUGUCAUUGAUGGGCUGCACAUUGGUCAGCUGGUGGAGAUCGAGGCGGGCCCCGAGGCGGGUCGGUGUGGACAAAUCAUCAAUUGGCUUCCACAGGAAGGGCUUUUUGAGAUUGCCCUUCUCAGCACUGGAAGAUUCGUCCAGGUGGAGCCGAAAGACUGUGGCUCCGUGGUAAACUGUCAGGGGCCGGCCACGGGUGGUGGCCCUGACAGCUUCGACGUAGUCAUUGGUCCGCGGACCAACCGGGAUGCACUGGCUGAGGUGCUUUCCAACAGCUUGCUGGAGAGAGGCUUUUGCGUGCUUCGCCUUAUCCAACGAGACAAUGAUCGGGAGCAGGUUCACAAGAUGCUCCGCCAGUUUGAUUCUGAUGGGAGGCUUUGCAGAUUGGCGAAUGAAGUAGAAGAAGGCUACCUUGGCAAGGGUGGUCGGGGCAAAGUGAUGUGGCUGGACCCGGACGAUCCGUCGGUGCCAAUGGGUUCUGCUGUGCGCAGGAAUGAUGCCAAUAUUACCAGUUUGGCCGAGAUCCUGCAGCCGUUUGCAGAGGAUGUGCUUGGUGCACCAAUUGCAGAGAGAACUCCAGCAAUGGCCUGCAUGUCAAUGACAGACGCAGAGGAGGCCGUCUACGAGCAUCCGACAGCCUCGGAUACUAUCAUCGAGGAGUUCUAUGGCAACUGGGCUCGCAGCGUGCUGCGAGUGGUGCACUUCAUGGGUCCAGGGGAGUCCAAGGUGGAGUUGACCAGUAAGGAGGAUGCUCCGAUCAGUCGCUUGGAAGCUAGCUACGAGAUCAACGCUGGCCCGAACACGAUUAUUUUGGUUCGACAAGACACUUUUGAUUUCUGGUGUGACGAACCAGAAGAUGAAAGUGAGGCAUUCUGGCUUCAGUCCUUCCUGCUGCGAGCUGGUCCCAGCUGGACGUUGGGGGAACUGAUUGAUGGUGAUCUCAGCUUGCUCGCGAGCAGAGGUGAGGGGCCUGGACCACCAACUGGUCCUGAGGUUGUGUCUGUGGUGGCGCUUUCUCUGCAAGCAUGUGGCAAGAUGACCGACCAUCACAAGGAGUGGGCUGCAUAUACAGCGGGCGUAGAUGCCCAACUGGAGAUGCCCAUUUUACGCUUUGAAUAUUUACCCUAUUACAGCGACGAGGUUGAUGCGCCGCAGGGCACUACAUUUGUCAAACAUUUCUCGGUGCAAGAUGGUGUAGAGCUGUUUGACAACAAGGUUUUCGAGAUUUCCAACAUGGAGGCAGAGUGCAUGGACCCCAUGUACCGACAGAUCAUGGAGGUGGGAUAUCUCUCCACGCUGCAGAUUGGCCUCACCAAAAAGCUGGCCAACACCAAGUCGACACAUGCAUCUGUGUCCGUCGGGCUUGACAAGCAGGAGUGGCCCAACAUGCCUGUUGCGACAAGCGUGGCCACCAACAACCAGCUUGCCAUUGUGGCAAAUCGCUUCAACUAUGUAUUCAACUUGAAAGGUGGAAGCUAUGCUUGUGAUACCGCCUGCUCUUCCUCUUUGGUGGCUUCUCAUCUUGGCAAAGUCAACUUGCUUGAGCAGAGGUGGGAUCCCCUCGAGUGGCAUAUCGGCUUUGGCACGGGAUUGACCCUGACAGUCUUUUCCUUUAUUCAUGGAUGCGCAGCGCACAUGCUUUCACCUGGUGGGCGGUGCUUUACCUUUAAUGCCACAGCAAAUGGCUACAAUCGAGGGGACGGAACUGCAGCCUUCAUCAUCAAGAAUGGAACUUUCGAGAACGAAAGGUUAGCAUUCUUCCGUGGAUCUCAAAUAGGGCAAGAUGGACGAAGUGCAAGCAUGUCAGCGCCAAAUGGACCGGCUCAGGAGAAAUGUG
This is a messenger RNA of Effrenium voratum, 1919 nucleotides long. The record is from the annotation of a GenBank genome assembly. NCBI's taxonomy places the organism in Eukaryota, Dinophyceae, Suessiales, Symbiodiniaceae.